GGUGAAUCAUUCACGCUUGGACAGUCUGAGCUUCAUUGACAUAAAAGCUGUUGGAAACCCCUGCAGGUGUCGGAUGUUCCGAGCCCCAUAUACAUAACAGUGGUUGGACGAUCUACCUUGCUCUGGAUGUUUGAGCCCCGUGGAGAUAACAUUAGUUGGGUGAGCCACCUGUACUUGGAAAGUGUGAGAUUCAUCUGCGUAACAGUGGUUGGAAGACCCAGCUGCGGCCGGAGGUGUCAGCUCUGUUUGGAUUGUAUGAGCAAUGUUCGAUGAACAGCGGUUGGACGAGUUAUUGGACAAUUCGAGGUUAUGUGCAUAACAUCGGAAUGGACAAUUCAGCAGCGGUUGGACGUAUCGGAAGCCCGUAGAAACAGCAGUUGGUUGGAUACACAGUGAGACAUUGAAACUAGGUCACCUCAGGUUGACACCUAAGCAGUGAAACAGGAAAGAUACAAAUAGUCUACCUGAUGCCACACUGUGGUGAUUACUUCAAAGGCCUUGAAGCUUUUAGGAAGAGCCUCAGCCACAUAUAUAAGAUUAGUUACACAGACAGUGGAUAAUUCAGUGUAUAUUUGCAGCUGAACCAUGAAGAUGGUCCAGUGCUAGUGUGAAGUACUUUACAAAACAACAAGAAUGAGAAACAAAAGAUAGAAUGUCACAUGACAUUGAUUCAACAUACCAUAACAGAGGCGAAUGGUACUACCAGCAUCCCAAUAUGGCCCUAAGAGUUGAGGAAUAUACACAGUUGAGGGAAUCUACACCCUCUCGCUUGCGCAACAUACAGCAGAGAAGGAGGCAUGAAAGAGUCUCUAAUGACAGGCUGUAUAACACAGAGAACACAUAUCAACACCACCUUCUGGUUCCACACAAUGUACCUGUGUACCCUAGACACCCCCAACCCUUUGACUUAAAAAACAGGUUACAAAAACAGGUUACAAAUCAAAUCAAACCAAAUCAAUUUAUAUAGCCCUUCGUACAUCAGCUGAUAUCUCAAAGUGCUGUACAGAAACCCAGCCUAAAACCCCAAACAGCAAGCAAUGCAGGUGUAGAAGCACGGUGGCUAGGAAAAACUCCCUAGAAAGGCCAAAACCUAGGAAGAAACCUAGAGAGGAACCAGGCUAUGUGGGGUGGCCAGUCCUCUUCUGGCUGUGCCGGGUGGAGAUUAUAACAGAACAUGGCCAAGAUGUUCAAAUGUUCAUAAAUGACCAGCAUGGUCGAAUAAUAAUAAGGCAGAACAGUUGAAACUGGAGCAGCAGCACAGUCAGGUGGACUGGGGACAGCAAGGAGUCAUCAUGUCAGGUAGUCCUGGGGCACGGUCCUAGGGCUCAGGUCCUCCGAGAGAGAGAAAGAAAGAGAGAAUUAGAGAGAGCAUAUGUGGGGUUAGUCAUGACAUAGGACUGUCACCGAAGACCAAGGUUACAAUGGACCGCCAACUCGGUACAACAAACGGCCACAAAACGUUUGUCUUGCUCCUACUACAGCACAGGUGAAACGCCGUAAACCUCCAGAAUGGAUACUGCAACCCUGUGAAGGACAACCUGCCAAAAAACAACGCAAGACUGGUGAGAGACACGGACAUCAUGACAAUGUCAGCAGUCGGCCCCAGCCCACCAGGGGCAGCAGUCGGUCCCACCCGCCAAGGGACAGCAUCAGGGCCCAGUCUCCCAGGGACCACAGCCGAGCUCACACCACCAGCGGCAGCAGAGACAUGACCCAUAGUUCUGUCAACUGUAGGCGAAGCAAAGAACCCAAUACAGGCCUUAAAGCUCAAAGGUUGUGUCCCGAAGUCUCCUGUAGCAGCGGCCGCAAUGGUGGUCUUGGUAGCAGCGUCACAUCGGCAAAGAUUGGCAGAUAUGAAAACAGGUUUUCUUCACAAAGCCACAGCAUGCCUAGAUCACAUAGACCGUCCACUGGCACACAUCAGAAACCUGUGACUGUGGACAAUAUUAAGAAGAGAUCGGUCGACAUGUCCUACAAUCAGCCUGGUUCUCAGACGAGCAUUAAAAGUGGUUGCAGAAAGAUGUUCAACAGGAGACCGAACAACAGUGAGGAAGUAGACAUUGGCACAUCAGAGGUUCUACACCAUGUCACGGAUACCAAUGAGGAGGCUAACCUACCUAGAGAACCCGGUGCAGAUGAUAGCGGAGAUGAAAGCGUCAACUCCAGCAGUGGAAUCGGGACAAAAGUACCUAAUGAACCCAGUGCAGAUGAUAGCGGAGAUGGAAGCAACACAAGUUCCUCCAGUGACUCUGUUCACACUCGCGAUGAUGACAAGGAUGACUGUCACAAUUCUGUACCCAAACAUGUCGCGGAAAGGGUAUCCUCUCCAGUCAAACAUAGUGUACCUAUCAAACAAAAAAGUACCAGAGUGACUGGAGUCCAACAAGACGCUGAUACUGAACCAUGUGUAUCUGCUGAGCCAGAGUAUCAGUAUACAGAGGAUGCUGCCUGUUCUGGGACGGUAUGCACUGUGCCUAAUUCCCCCACGACGCAAACCCAGGAGCCAGACUCUGAUGAGACUCAGACCAAGGAGGAAGUGUCCGCUGAGACUCAGACCCCAGAAUCUGCUGAGACGCAGACCGAGGAGCCAGACUCUGAUGAGACUCAGACCAAGGAGGUAGUGUCCGCUGAGACUGUGUCUGCAGAGACUCAGAACCCAGACUCUGAUGAGACUUAGACCAAGGAGCCAGACUUGGAUGAAACUCAGACCAAUGAGGUAGUGUCCGCUGAGACUGUGUCUGCUGCGACUCAGACCCCAGAAUCUGCUGAGACACAGACCGAGGACCCAGACUCUGAUGAGACUCAGACCAAGGAGAUAGUGUCUGCUGUACCCAAGCCCCAGUCUACAACUGAACCAUCGUUCCAACAACCUAUUGGUGAAACAUGUGAAAUGUCUCACAAUGUGCCUGAAUGUAGAGUUGACCAUGCAAUUGUAUUAGCUGCGCCUGGGUAUCAAGAUAGGGCUGAUGAAGUUGUCUCUGCGACAGAGCAAGUAACCAGGGCCGGGUGUGCUACCUCAAAGGAACCUGAGACUGCCGUGGAUAGCAUCACAGCCAUGUCUGGGUGUGAUACAUCAGAGGAGGUUGAUGCUGCCCUGGAUAGCAUGACAUGUGUCACGGGUACCGAGAGAGUUCCGGAUGAUAUGCUAACCGAUGUGGAAUAUGCAAACGCCUUUCAAGAGUGUGAAGUGUCUCAAUUCUAUGCAUCCCGAGCCGCAUUUCAGUAGGCCACAGUUGAACGUUGACUCUUGUCCAGGUUCAAUAUUUUCUGCUACAACCGAUCCCCUUCCCACUAUGAUACCACCUUCAAGCGCCAUCUCUAAUGUGGUAACCCAGCCUACAGAUGUGGAACUCAACGCCUUCAAUGCCUGUAUUGGUGACAUGGACCCUCUCGGGUACCCAGACAACUCCAUGUUUGCUCUUGAGAGGGUCUGUGGUGAAUAUGUAUUUCAACAACAACAACAGUCGGCACAGCCUCUAGAGGCCCAGCAGGUUGAGGUGCAUCUGGAAACGUUUCAUCAAGUGCCUCGACCGCAGCAGGAGGCCCGGGUCCUACAUCCCGAACAACCAGCAUCUCAAGUGCCUGAAACGUCACAGCAGACUGUUGAUAUACACGGGUUCAACGUGUGCAAACUCAAGCCAGUGACAUCUUUACAGUCGCAAAGGACAUUGUUCCCCACACCACCACAAUCCGAAGCGGCUGUCACCUAUGAAGAACCUGUGCCUGGUCCCAGCCGAUAUAACCUGGACAGCGACGGGGCUACAGUGUCAUCCAUUGCGAUGAUAAUCCCUGUGGUGAAACAGUUGACUAUAUGCGGCACAUGUAAAAAAAAGAAGUUCAACAGAGCGUUCAUCUGUAACAACUACUCGAUUCAGCUGAACAGGCCCAUGCAAUGUGCUGGCGGCUGUCCACUGUGUUACAGUGAACAAAGUGGUUGCCGCCUACACAAUAUGUCGUCCACAAGGGCCGCUGUAAGCACCACAGCCAACACCCUUGCAAAUUGCCCUGCUCUGGAGAAUGUAGGAGACUGGGAUCUGGAACUCAACAUAGAUGAUAUGUUCAAGACUGACAAGGAGGUCAACGUCCAUUUGCAGCUGAUUAUGAAUGAGGAGCAAUCCCCUGGAGUUGACUCCCUGAAAAGAGCGUUCAACCAUCUCGUCACAGUGAAUGACACCAUGUCCUUCAGGUACUGGGUAAACGAAGCAAUGCCAGAAGAGGUGGCCUACAGAUAUGUCUGCAUCCCUCAUGUACCUGGGUUCUUGGAUCACGUUGUGGUGGGAACCCGUCCCCUUCCCAGAACGGAGAAGCUGAUCGGACCUGAUGACUCCCUACCGAGAUUGUUCAAUGUGUCACUUGGGUCCUACAGGUUUCAUUGGUGCCGUUUUGUCUUGAAGAAACAGAUCAUUUUGACUAUGUGCUGCACUUCGUUGCCCAGGAGAGGCCAGUCUAAGGUAGUCACAGUUGUUGGCAACACACUGAGAAACCUCACCUCGAGCAUAGAGUUUAGAAGAAUGGUAUUCUAUCUUUGUGGGUGGUUUACAGCUCAGUACGUGUCACCACAAGACAGGCGGCUUAACGUUGUGUUAGAUUGUAAACCCAGUGAAGGUGCUACUUUGGUCCAUGUCAUAGCUUUGUUGGCCUCCAGGAUUGGGAUGGGACACAGUAACACCUCACCUGGCCCAGCAACGGGCCAAAGAUGAUAGCAGUUCCUGCUUCAAUGGCAGGAAUGCCAAUAACAUGUUCACAUUCCCCUCAGAUGGUAAUUCCGUAGGUAAUUACAUCGAUAUUGUUGAGGAGUUUAGCUCCUACCACAACAGUGGCGAUGAUGGUAUUGGUCUCCCUCGCGUGUCCACAACCAUAGAGUAUUACAGUUUGCUUUAAAGUAGAGCAAUGAUGUUUGUAUAUUGUUACCAAUUUCACGUGUGUACGAUUUUAUACCUUACUUUAAUCGACCAUAUUACACCUGAGUAAUGUGUAUACCCUUUUGUACCUACCCUUUUCUACUUUUCUAUCAGCUAACUGUAUAUAUCUAUU
Molecule: messenger RNA, 5034 nt
Organism: Oncorhynchus nerka (sockeye salmon)
Lineage: Eukaryota; Metazoa; Chordata; Actinopteri; Salmoniformes; Salmonidae
Product: otolith matrix protein OMM-64-like
Exons: 3
Coding region: 1709-2677 (322 amino acids)
Source: RefSeq, a predicted model, not a curated record